GCUCAGCUAACUUUUGAUCUCUGAGCCUUUGAAGCCCUCUCAAGGAUGUGGAUGUGGAAGGGAGCCGUGCUGCUGCUCAUUCCGCCAGUAUCUGCCUGGACAGCAGGUCCCGCGCCCACCGCGGUCCCUGAGGAGGUGAAGGCCACUUUCGGCACUGGUGUCACACCAGCUGCCCCCCAGCUGCGAGGCUCAGGUGACGCGGCGCUGGCUGACGCGAAUGUCGACAACUCCAGGAUGCAGCCGUGGGCACGUGCCUUGUUGGCCACUGUGGCCGGCCUUGCAGUCAUGGCCUCUCCGCGGGCUGCCAUGGCACAGUCCGGUGUGAACAUGUACAUGGGCCAGGGCUGCUUUUGGCAUGUGCAGCACGAGAUUGUGAAGCAAGAGGUACGGGCAUCGGGUCUUGCCCGACAGCCGACAGAAGUCACUGCUCUGGCGGGCUAUGCCGGUGGGAAGGAGGUGGGCAGCAAGGGCGAGGUCUGCUACCACAACAUGGCGAUGGCUGCUGACUACGGACAGCUUGGGCACACCGAGGUGGUGAACGUGAACGUGCCCGAGGACAAGGUGGGCGACUUCGCGAAGGCCUACUUCGACGCGGCAGAGAAGUAUCCGUUUGGGCGGGCUGACCCCCAGGACCGCGGCACGGAGUACAGGUCUGCCAUUGGAAUUCCAGGCGGCAUGGACGGGCCCGCCUUCAAGGCCGUCGAGGCUGCCAACGCCGGGCGCCUCGAGCUGGUGCGGGGCCAGGGCAACGAUGCCGACACCGUGGGCACGAAGAAAGUUUGGGUCUACGACUCGAACGAGUUUCCAUUCCACCAGGGGGAGAUCUACCAUCAGUUCCAUGACGACAUGAUCGAGAGAUAUCCGCAGAAAUACCAUGACCUGAAGAAGCUGCUGGUGAAAGAAGGAGCGAUCCAGAAGGUGGGCUGCCCUGAGAUGGGCUUCUGAGGAAGCCAGGUGCUGCUAUUGGCAAACAACUAUGCCAGAUGGCAGAACACCUCUCUUGCCUGUAAAUGAGCAUGUGUCGGCCGUGUCGCCCUCGCAAAUUUUCUUUUUCGGCAAGACCAGCUUUGCCCACUGCCUUGUAUAG
Molecule: messenger RNA, 1087 nt
Organism: Effrenium voratum
Lineage: Eukaryota; Dinophyceae; Suessiales; Symbiodiniaceae
Source: the annotation of a GenBank genome assembly